GUCGCUUCUCUUCUCCCUCUCUCCGUAGCUCAAUGUAUUAACCGCUUUACGUCGUUUCGAAGUGUCCGAUCUCCUCCGCGCUCUCCUCCGCCGCUCGUCACGGCGGCGUUCAAUUCACUCAAUAAGUUUUUUCUGUCAAUUCUCUCAAAAUUUUCUGGUUUUUGUAGCCGUGAUGAUAUAUUCAUAAUCCCAGCUCAUUAUGAGACCAUUUGUUGGUCAGGGAAUAGACUUGUUCUUAUCACAUCUAUCUGAGCUAAUCUUAUCAAAUUUCUUCUUGAUUUCUAUCUUUUUUUUGUUUCUGUAUUUUUAAUAUUUAUUAUUUAUUUAGUUUAUUUUAUUUGUUAAAUGUGUUAUUGUGUUCCCGAUGAUGCUUAUAUAUUUGACCAUGCUAAUUCUGAUGUUUUCGUGACGGAAAACCCUUGAUCGAAUUUCUGAUGGGAAUAAUUUCUAAAUUAUGGCUUUGUUUGGUCCACGCAAUUUCUGAUGAGAAUAAUUUCUAUAUUGUAUUUUGUGCACAAAGCUUAUUAAGCUUACUGACUUUAAAAUGACAUCUUUGUAAAAGAGGACUGAAGUUUGUAUUGAAUUGUACAAACAAAAUUUGGAACUAAGGGAUUGAGACUUUAAUUACCAAAUUAAAUGCAAAAAAUAAAUGAUUAAAUUUUUGUUUUGCUUUUUUUAAUCUUGUGAAUUCGAGGUGCGUUUCAGGUUUGUUUAGAGCUUUGUCUCUAGUAUUUGAUUUUCAUAUUUAGUUAUUGAAUCAGAAAUUGAAAUCAAAUAAUUUUAUUCAAGAUUUCUUUCAAUCCAAAUUCUCUGAUUGAUUUAUAAGGAUUUUUUCAAUUGAUUUUUUCAGGAUUUCCAUUUAAUGUCAAUUUUUUGAUUCGACAAAUUGAUUUGUAAGGUGCCAAUGGCGAUGAGUAAAGGCGGCUGUAUUGGAACGACACUGGUUUAGGCGUUGUGAUGCCACAAUGAUUGUAUUUUGAACCACCUUCCACUUAUACCAAAAAUUGUAUUUUAAACUUACACUAAAGAGUGAUGCUCUCACCUGGAGAAGCUCCACCCCACGCUGUCAAAUCCACACGUUGAAGCCUCUCAAUCCUUAACCGUUUCAUGCUUUGAAAUCCCAUCUGAGUGCUUCAGUGUGUAUUUGCCCCCAUAGCAGUAUAUUUCAGAGCUUCAAGCCAAGAAUGUCAGCUUUUCAUGGAGCUGCCUCUGUGAGGAGCUCAAGUGAGAUACCCGAGGAGGAAACAGUCAGAAUCUCUCUAGAUCUUGUGGCUGCUGCUAGGAGGAAUCUAGGGUUCCUCAAUUUCAUAGCAGAAUCUCUCUGCCUCCAUCAAACUACUGCCCUACUUGAAUCCAUUAGAAGAUAUGAUCAGCUAUGGAUGCCCUUGAUAUGUGAUGUCACGAACAGGUCGGAGCCUCCCAUGAUUCUUCCUCCACCUGAUAUAGAAUGGGUUUGGUUUUGUCACUCCUUAAACCAUGUCAGCUAUAGACAGUAUUGCGAGUCAAGAUUCUCAAAAAUCAUUGGCAAGGCGGCCAUAUUUGAUGAAGAGAAUGAAGAAUAUGCAGUGAAUAGAUGCAGAGAAAUCUGGGUUUGUAGGUACCCAAACGAGCCUUUUGAGAAUGAAUGUGAGUCGAGCACGGGGAAUCCAAUAUCCGCUGUUCAGGAAGAUCUUUUGGAGGCAGUAUCCAAGCAGAGGUUUUUGUACGCUAAAUUUAGGGAGCCUUAUUACUCAGAGAUUGUUCAUCUGAUAGCAGCAGGGCAACGGUAUAAAGGGUUUUUGUAUAUGGUGCAUAGAUUUGCCGAUAACUUCUCCAGAUUAGUGCCAUCUUCAGACAUUCUCUUAAUGUGGUUGAUCCAUCAGAGCUAUCCAACAGUGUAUGCGUAUGAUACCAAGGAGAUAGUAGACGAGCUUAAUAAAGUAGUGGGCACAUGGGAAGCCGCGAAUGAAGUAGAGAUAGAAGAAACGAAGAAACUUUGGGAGAGAAUAUUUGAACAACCGUAUGAGAGAGCUGGUGGUGAGAUAGCCAUUGCCAACGAUUUUAAUAAGGUCAGCCCACUUGUGCAAUGGGAAGUUCUUGUGACCGAUGUCAACACCAAAUAUAAGUCCUUGCUACCCAGAUUCCUACUAGAGCUCUGUGUGAUGGUGAAACUGAGAACUAAAACACCGCAAUGCAACAUGUUGAAAGAGUUUCUACGAGUUGGAUGUGUGAGAUCCCACAAGGAGCUGAAAUUAGAUACACCCUUAUCCAACUUCAGCUCCCAAACAUGGCAGAAAGCCUUUCAUCUCUACUGUGAGUUUGGAACCAAAGGGACGAGGCUUGAGCUUCGUAAACGAUCCUUCAUUAAGAGGGGGAGUAGCCUGACAGAAGAGGCUGCAACAUUUCUUUGGAAUGAUUUGUUGCGUUCGCGCACUCUUUCUCUGGUAAAAGAGUUUGACAAGAAAGUAAGGGUAGUUGCUUCAAUCACUCCACCUGUUCAGGCACCAUACUUGUUGAAGUGUGUCCCGGAUCGAGUAACAGAUGAUUCAGGGGCAAUGAUAUCAGAUGUUAUUUUGAAGAUGAACCAUUAUCGUCCCCAAGAAGGCAGAUGGUUGUCCCGCACUGUUUUAGAUCAUGCGGGCAGGGAGUGUUUCGUCAUUCGAAUAAGGAUAGGGGGAGGGUUCUGGAGGAGAGGAGCUGAAAGGCCUUCAGCUGUGAAAUGGGAGGAGAGGAUUAUAGAAGUACGCGAAGGCUACUGGUCAUAUGUCGCGGAUUCCAUUGGCAAAGCUCCUGUGCAGUGAAAAUUUUGGGGACGGCGACCCCAAAAGAGGCGCCUGAAGGAUGUCAUGCAUUAUGGAACUUCUCCACAGGGGAAGAGCUGUCAGUACAACACGGAUUGCCAAAUAACGAUUCGGGAUUCACUUUUUGUCUCACAAACCAGCAGUCUCAAUAUUCAA
Molecule: messenger RNA, 2936 nt
Organism: Cuscuta campestris
Lineage: Eukaryota; Viridiplantae; Streptophyta; Magnoliopsida; Solanales; Convolvulaceae
Source: the annotation of a GenBank genome assembly